UCAUAUGUAUACGGAUAUCAUGGCGGACAACCAGGAAAAGGUUGAUGUGUACAAAGUUCCGACGGUACAUGAACCAAGUGUUAAAGACCUAGCAAGCAUAGCGCAUAAUAAUGGUCUACAUUUUAGGGACGGAGAACUAGAGGAGCUACAAGGAUAUAUAUCACAGACACUGGUUAGACGAUACCAAACAGUGAACGACCUUAUUGCACCUACACUUCCGGUCAGAUAUCCCAGAACUCCUGGGUACAGACCGGAACCGGAAGACAAUCUCUGCAACGCUUGGUAUUGGAAAUGUGACAUAAAAGGUGCCGCUGAAGGUAUUAUGAAAGGUAAAACUGUAGGAGUUAAAGACAACAUAUGUGUUGCUGGAGUGCCUAUGAUGAAUGGAUCAAGGGUCAUGGAAGGUUUUGUUCCCGAUAUAGAUGCUACUGUGAUAACAAAGGUCUUGGAUGCAGGAGGACGUAUUAUUGGAAAAACUAACUGUGAACAUUUAUGUUAUGGCGGUACUAGCUGGACUAAUGAUACUGGCCCAGCUUUAAAUCCCCAUGAUAAAACCAGAGUUUCUGGAGGCUCGAGUUCAGGAUGUGCAGUGGCGGUCUGCAACGGCGAAGUGGACGUAGCCAUCGGUGCGGACCAAGGAGGAUCCAUUCGAAGUCCGGCAUCAUGGUGUGGUGUAGUUGGACUUAAACCCACUUGGGGGCUUGUACCUUACACUGGAGCUGUUGCUAUGGAAAUAACAAUUGAUCAUUUAGGUCCGAUGGCGAGAAAUGCGUAUGACUGUGCACUUUUACUGGAGGUAAUAGCCGGUUACGACAAUGGGCUAGACCCGCGACAGCCGCGUGACUUACAGGUGCCCAAAUACACAGACUAUCUGGAUGGAAACAUAGAAGGUUGGAAAAUAGGCUUAUUAUCCGAGGGAUUCACCGGAUGUGACGAUGACGUACAGGCUGUUGUCCGAGGCGCAGCAGAAACCCUCUGGAAAGCGGGCGCAGUUGUCGAGGACGUCUCCAUACCCUUGCAUACUCAUGGUAUAGCAAUUUGGCAACCGAUAAUGACGAAUGGAGCUUAUAGGUGUAUGUUUACAGGAAACGGCGUCGGUCAUCAUUACAAAGGGUACUAUGCGGAAUCUAUGAUGACAAAAUUGUCACAAGGAUAUAAAAUGGACGCGAGACAUUUGUCAGAACCUGUGAAGUCGGCUGUUCUUUUUGCAGAAUACAUCGAAAAGAACUAUGGCAACAGGUUUUAUGGACGAGCACAAAACUUGAAUAUGAAACUAACGCAAGCUUAUGACGACGCUCUGUCAACUUAUGACGUCAUAGUGAUGCCGACGCUGCCUUUUACGGCACCUUUACUGCCUUCAAGCAAAUCUUCUAUAACAGAACGCUUAGAGAAUGCUUUUGGUAUGUUUAAGAAUACAGCACCAUUUGACAGCACAGGACACCCCGCCAUUACAGUAAACGCGGGAAAAUCUAACGGACUUCCGGUUGGAAUGAUGAUUGUUGGAAAACGUUUCGAGGAUGUUAAAGUUUUACAAGCGGCAUAUGCGCUGGAGAAGCUACAACUUCAGAAUUGAAGUCAGAGACGUCAUCAAUAGAUAUUUAUUCGGACAUCAAAUAUGUUGUAAAUGAAUUUGAUAUUGCGUUUAAUGAUUCUGAAACUCCGAAGUUCUGAUAUUUUUACAUUUAUUGGUAUAUGGUGGGAUAUACACAUGAAUAUUUGUGGGAGCUGCAGAUAGAAUGGUGCAAACCGAUCGAUGUUGAAAGGCUAUAUAUUAAAGACGAAAGAAAG
This is a messenger RNA of Mercenaria mercenaria, 1788 nucleotides long. RefSeq names its product amidase-like. Gene Ontology annotation, molecular function: catalytic activity. Bases 5 to 1573 code for a protein of 522 amino acids. The record is from RefSeq and is a predicted model, not a curated record. The transcript has 12 exons. Lineage: Eukaryota; Metazoa; Mollusca; Bivalvia; Venerida; Veneridae.